AUGAGAAAUGACUCAUCCUCCUUAACUCGUCGUCUUCUUCUUCCUCCAUUGUACUCGGAGUCUCGCAAACGCGUGCCUAGAGAGUAGAGCUUGAGUGUUGGAACUUCGCUAAACACUCCAUCUCCGUCUCUAAUAAACCCAUUAGGUCAUUUCAUUUUCUUUGUUGCUUUCUGAUCUGUUUCUGAAACUCCUCCUCAAUGCUGAGUACUUACUUGUACUUAGUAAUAAGUUAGUAUUCUAAGGUUUUCACUGUUUCUGAAUCUUCGGUUUUAGUUUUGCGAGCGGAUUCAAUGUCGGAGGAUAUGAUAAGCAAAUUGCCUGAUUCUUUGAUAUCUCAGAUACUUUUGUAUCUUCCGACGACAAAAGAAGCUGUUAGGACUAGUGUUUUGUCCACUAGGUGGAAACGUCUCUGGCUUUUGAUUCCCAAGUUAGAUUUGGACUCUUCUAAUUUCCCAGAUUACAACACCUUUGUGGGGUUUAUGGAUAAGUUCCUAGAUUUCUCAAGGGAACAUAAGUCUUGCUUGCACAAGCUCAAGCUUAGUAUUCACAAGAGUGAAAGUGAUCAGUCUUGCGUCACGCCGUGGAUUGAUUUUGUGGCUACGACUAAACUUGAGCAUCUUGAUGUUGAGUUUGGUCCUGUAAAGCUUGAGUGUUUGGAAGUGAUGCCCUUAAGCCUCUUUUUUGUCUGUGACACGCUCUUUUACUUAAGACUCCAUCGAGUAUUUUUGGGUAAAUCUGAGUCUGUGUCUUUACCUUGCCUCAAGAAGUUGCGUUUAGAACACAAUGUAUAUGCAAAUGAGGCUGUUCUAGAGUCACUCAUCUCGGGUUGCCCAGUUCUUGAAGAUUUGGAGAUUGUUCAAAGGGUUGAUGCUAAUGUUGAGGUUGUACGAGUGCGCUCCCAGACAUUAACCAGUCUCAGUAUAGCACAUGGUGUCAAUGAUUACGAGGUUGAAGUUUUGGCGGAGGAAAUUGAGUAUGAAAACUUGAGGGUUUUGAUUGAUGCCCCUAGACUCAUGUAUUUGAAUCUCGGUGAUAAUAUAGCUGAGUUUGCUGUACUUAGCAGUUUGGAUUCCUUAACCAAGGUUGAUAUUCUUGGCGAUUUUUACAUGGUGAAGAGUGCUGAUGAAGUUGACUUUGCGUGAUUUUUUCACCAGUAUCUUGGGAGUUAGAGAUAUGAAGAUUUCUAACGAUGCUUACGAUUCCAUUAUGUAUCACCCUAUAUCAGAGUCACUCCAGUUUUGCAACCUGUCUUGUUUGGAAGUAGAGAUGCUUUUCUGCAACCUGCACAAAGUACCACAGCUUCUUAAACGCUUCCAUCAGGUAUAGUUUGGUAGUUGCAAGUCUGUUUCAUUACCUCAACUCAAUGAAUACACCCCAAUGUGAAGGUUGUACAAGUGCACUCUCAGACAUAGUCCAGUAUCUUAGUAUAUGUGAGUAAAAUCGUAAGCCAUUUGGGUUCCUUAACCAGGGUCAAUCUUCUUGAAUUAUACAUGUUGCUGACCCUUUACAUAGGGACUUGUAGGUGGUUCUACGAUGACCAUCAUACAGUCUUAAGGUUGGACUUGGAUUAAGUACUAUUUUCAUGUCUUUUGUGAUUGUCUGACUUGUCCUUGUUUAGAUUAAAUUCAACUUCACAUUUGAUGUUUCUU
Molecule: messenger RNA, 1649 nt
Organism: Camelina sativa (false flax)
Lineage: Eukaryota; Viridiplantae; Streptophyta; Magnoliopsida; Brassicales; Brassicaceae
Source: RefSeq, a predicted model, not a curated record